Molecule: messenger RNA, 672 nt
Organism: Cyphellophora attinorum
Lineage: Eukaryota; Fungi; Ascomycota; Eurotiomycetes; Chaetothyriales; Cyphellophoraceae
Product: Maleamate amidohydrolase
Exons: 4
Coding region: 1-672 (223 amino acids)
Source: RefSeq, a predicted model, not a curated record
AUGGCCUCUUUAGAAGACAACCCAUCCCACGCCUCUUACUACUCCUCCGGCUUCUCCAACCGGAUAGGCUGGGGCUCCCGUCCCGCCCUCUUAUUGAUCGACGUCUGCACCGCUUACUGGACUCCCGGCAGCCCCUUAGAUAUCACAUCUAAUCCAGCGGGCAAUGCUUCGCCGGAGAGCAUGCGGAAAUUGCUUGCGGCGGCACGGAAAGGUGGAGUGCCGGUGUUGUGGACGCGGGUUGAGUACACAAGUAAGGAUAUGAGUGAUGCCGGGUUGUUUUAUAAGAAGGCAAAGGCGUUGAGUGUGUGGCAGGUUGGGGAUGAGAGAGGGCUGGAGGCGUGGGUUGAGGGGUUGGUGCCGGCGGAUGGGGAGGUGGUGGUGACGAAGAAGUAUCCGAGUGGAUUCUGGGGGACGACAUUGGGGACAAAUCUGACUGUGCUGGGCGUCGACACUCUUGUAAUCUGCGGCGUGAGUACGAGUGGGUGCAUUCGGGCAACGGUGUUGGAUGCCAUGCAGCAUGGGUAUAGACCGAUGAUUGUGGGAUCGGCGUGUGGUGACAGGACGGCGGCGAUUCACGAUGCGAAUAUGUUUGACAUGAAUGCGAAGAACGGUGAUGCGGUGAGUGAAGAGGAGGCGGUGGAGAAGCUGAGGGCUGGGUGGGGCACGAAAUGA